CCUUUCCUGCAGUUUAUAAUUCAGUUCAAUUCCGCGUUUUCAUUUGAUUUGAACCAAAAACGGGGUUAGGAAUUAGGAUAUGCAAUUCAGGAGGGCAAGAGCGGCAGAAGAAGAAAUGGAGAAGGCAGAAAAGAGCAAGAAGAGGUGCGGCAAAAGGAAGAUAAGCAAAUCUGAAACUUCUUCCAUUGUCAUGGACAACGCUGACACCAUCUUUGCGCUCAUGCUAGCAGCCCUCUGCAAUCAUGGAAACGGACCCAAUUCUCAAUCUCUUCUUAAAACAUACCUAAAUCAAUUGUACGCCUUUCUCUUCUCAAAAUCCCUGAAUUCUAUUCCCCUUUCCAUCCUCGCUUUGUUCCCUGUCCUUCUCAGUUCUAAGUGUCCAGACAUUGCGUGUCGGAGCGCAAAGAUUGUGGGGGCCACUUCGCUAUUGUCCUUAGAAAUGAAUGAGCGAAUUGCUUUAGAUAGCGAAAUUGUGAAGGUUUUAAUCUUGGCUUUAGGGAGUUCCAGUAGGAAAGUUUCAGUGGCUGCAUGUAAUGCUCUUUUGGAUUUGUCCACCACUACCGUUGGAACGCUGCGUUUAUUGGAGUUCUCUGCUCUAGAGAAGCUUAUGAUUAAAUUUCUUCAGGUUCGGUUUUCUUCAACAUUGAUUUUUUUGUGCAAUGAGGACAACAGAAGUGUAGCUUGUGUCAAGAUAGCAUUUAAAGAAGAUACACAUAUACUAUCAAUUCUCCAUGCUGCAAUAUCUCUAAUUAACACCUGCAACCUUGAGCGAUUGGAAAAGGUCCCAAGGAAUCUGUCUGAAACUUUCUUGGCAUUUUUGAAAAGGCUGUGGACAAAAGUACAUAGUCAAAUGUUACUUGGUAACCCUUUGAUAUUUAUUCCGGAGAGAAAAUUAUGUAUAAGCAAUAUUACGAUUAACAAUCUCGCAGAAAGCAUUUUUAGGCUUUCAAGUAGUGUCAAUCAAUUUGCUCCCUUGCCAUCUCUUUUGGUCAAAAGAAGGAUUUUUGGUUUGAGUGAGGAUAGUUUUGAAACUUUCAUGUUACGCGACUGGGAGGUAUCACCCUUUAUUGUGAGAAGACCCUCAACAUCUUUGGUUGAGGAUGACAUUUUUAGUUCAUUUACAAAAUCUCUGAACUAUAAAGAAUCAUCUUAUUCAUUUAUUUCUUCGAUGCUUCAGAGUUUCAUUUCUUGUCUGCCUAUUGGUUCAGAUGAAUUAGACAUCUUAAAUUUCCUGGAGGAGGUAAGAAAUGAAUUGGGCUGCCCUAUAAUCUACCAGCAGGACCUACGGGUACUAAGAACAGAGAAACAAUCAAAAAGGGAGAUGCAUUUCUUUCCUGAGAAUUUAGAUCCAUGUUGCAUUAUGACUCCCAAUUUUUUCUCCAUUGAUGAUAUUAUGAAGUGCGAAGAAGCAUGCAAAGAGGGUUAUACAAUUGCCAUAAGAGGCAUGGAGUUUCGCUUUGCAAGUAUUGCAGCUGUGGCAGACACCUUAGCAUCUUUGUUUGGUCAACCAUCAGUAGGUGCAAAUAUGUAUGUGACACCACCUAAUUCUCAGGGAUUGGCUUGUCACUGUGAUGACCACUGUGUGUUUGUGUGCCAACUCUUUGGAAAUAAGCAAUGGACAGUUUUUUCUCAACCAAAUUAUCAGCUGCCUCGCUUGUAUGAUCCUCUUGAUAGUCAACAGUAUUUGGAUGGUGAGAAUUCAUUCUCUGUUUGCAGAAAGUUCUUUCUAAGGGAAGGUGAUGUUUUGUAUGUUCCAAGGGGCUUUGCUCAUGAGGCAUGUACAGAUGAUUCUGUUUCUGGUGAACUUGCAAGAUUUUCCGUACACAUCACAUUUGGAAUUGAGGUGGAACCUCGUUUUGAGUGGGCAGGAUUUGCACAUGUUGCACUUCAACGUUGGAACCAGAACAAAAAAAAGCCUGAUCCUGCUUUGGUUGAGCCAUCGUCUGGACUUUUUAAUGUGAUUACUGUGAAUCUGUUGCAUGCUAUGAUUGAGUUAAUUGGUGCUUCUGAUCCUACCUUCAGGAAGGCUUGCCUGGUUGGUGCACUGUCUUUGCCAUUGGACAGGAGGGAUUGGCUUUAUUGUAACCAGAAAACCAUAUUCAACUAUCUGAUCAAUAAAAUUAACCUGGAAUCGUGGUUCUUGGAAGCCCUCAGGAUGGUGGAAGUAGCAAUUGAAAAGAAAGAUCUUUUUCAGGGGAUGAGGUGGCUUCAUCUUCUUAAUAAUGAGACAGAAACCAUCCAAGGACAUGGUUGGAAUACACCUUUAAUGGAAAUUGAAAAUCUGUUUCCAGCAUACAUUCAGCACCAAGACCUGGCAGAAGCUGCAUUCAUGCAAAUUAAAACCAAGUUCUGUGAUGAGGUAUCAUUUGAGGAUGUGGUCGAUAGCUAUAAAAUGCUAUUUGAGAAGUAUAAGAAGGCAAGAAAGCAAUAUGUGAAUGGAAUGCUUUCACUUCAUUGUAAUUAAUUUUGUUCCCUUAGGUCAUUGUGCUAUAGUUUUCCAAGUUUAGUCUUAUAUGGACAAACAGAUGUUGUUCUGCACAUUGAAUAUGUUUCUAUUUCUCAUGUGAAGCAGCUUAGAUAGAAGAAGCCAGCAUCCUUUUUGGUUUGUGCAUUUGUUGAGCCUUACAUCACAGGCACAUGAUGUACUAACCCUUUGAUAAUGAAACAUAAAUAAAUCAGUUUUGAAUUCUCUCUUUUCUUCUCUAGUUGUUGGUGCAUACGGGUAAAAACCCCACUAGAGAAAACAACAGAAGCAAUGCAAAGGGAAAUGUCUUCAUCCUUGUUAUCAUCAUUUUGAUAGUACACUGUAAACUGAUUUAUUAGAAUUGAAAAACAUGUGUGUUUCAUUCCUUCCUUCUGAAUCUUGGGGGAAAAAAGGCAUUCUAUGGUCUGGGAUGUUUUGGGGUGGGAAUUGGAUGAGUUGUCACACCAUGGUAGUCAAUGUGGUAAACAAGAUCUAAAUCAUUGUUGCUGAGAUGCUGAUGUUCUCUGGCAUGUUCAUGGAUUGUCAUCUGCUUUGCGUCUUCAUCAAGAACCUGCAGUUCACACAUCCAUGCUCAGUAAACUAAAUUGUCCUGAAUUCAUGGCCCUACUAAACUUGAGUGCAUAAUAUUUGGUUAGAGAUGGUGCUUUUAUCCCUCCAGGGGAAGGCACUUUAAUGACGAAAGUUGCACUUGUCAGUGGAGAAUUUAGAGGACGGUAGGGUUGAGUAUCAAGAGAAUUCCUUUUGACAGAUUCAGAUAAAGAAUUUCUUAGUAAGCAAAAAGAGAUUCAUUCAAACCUCUAGGAAUAUACCUUGUUUUUCUCUUGUCCAUUUAUGUGGAGUGGUAACAUUCUCUGUUCUUUCAUUGAUCUCCUUCCUGUAAGAAAGAUCACAGAAGGAGAAGAAACGGAGAUGUUACAGGAAAAAAAAUACAUAGCAGCUGUAAGGAGAUAGAAGAAAACAAGAAGUGAAAUUUUCAUUGCAACUGUGGCUGAAUCAAGGAUUAGAGUAUCCCUGAGAUGAAAGAGGCUGUACUGGAACAAAUGCAUAUAUAGAUGAGCACCGCAAUCACAGAGAGAGAGUCAAUUAUUGGUUGAGGGAGUGGGGUCUGGGGAAGCACGUUUGAGCCCAUGUCUAUAAUUCUGUUGCUUACAAGAUUGAGGGAGACACCAUGCCAUGCAAAAAUCCAAAAGACUUUCUUUCAAUUGCUAUUUGCUAUGUAGAUGUCUGUCUCCUCCCUUUUCCCUUGAGGGAGAGUAUUUUCAAACCAGUGAACUUAGUUUCAAAGAGAACUCAAUUAGUGUAUAUGUUUUAUGUAUUUGACUAUUAAUAGUAAUUUAUUCCUUUAUGUUA
This is a messenger RNA of Hevea brasiliensis (rubber tree), 3835 nucleotides long. RefSeq lists its product as uncharacterized. The record is from RefSeq and is a predicted model, not a curated record. The transcript has 4 exons. Gene Ontology annotation, cellular component: nucleolus. Bases 80 to 2464 code for a protein of 794 amino acids. NCBI's taxonomy places the organism in Eukaryota, Viridiplantae, Streptophyta, Magnoliopsida, Malpighiales, Euphorbiaceae. Gene Ontology annotation, molecular function: histone H3K36 demethylase activity; histone H3K4 demethylase activity.